CUCGACCAGCUCGCAGCGGUAUAUCAGGUAGAUAGGUUGGGCGUAGGCGGCAGAGAUCUUCCUACGAACGGCCAGGUCCAGCUCGCGGUAUCUCCCGGACCUCGCCAUCCACAUGUGACAGGCGCAAUUUUACUAUUAGCAACCCCAGUAGGACCGAUACAAGCAUGAAGUCGAUGGAGAAGGAUGGGCGAGCACUAAGCAUCCGCGAAGCCGCUGGCCCUGGGGCUGGGGGGGAUAAGGCAAUGCUCGGGGCCUCCUCCGCAUCCACGGGACUCGUCGAGGCCCAGGAGGAGCAGUUUGACGAAAAAGAGACGAGGCGUCUCUUGAGGAAGAUCGAUUGGCAUGUCAUCCCCAUCAUGAGCGUUGUCUGCUUAUUGUGCUUCCUCGACCGCAGCAAUAUCGGGAACGCGCGCCUCCAUCACCUUGAGCAGGACCUUGGCCUCGUCGGACUCCAGUACAACAACUGCCUCGCCAUUCUGUUCCCAUUCUACAUCGCGGCCGAGAUUCCGAGCAACAUGAUGAUGAAGCGCAUCCGCCCCUCGACCUGGCUCGCCUUCAUCAUGCUCUGCUGGUCCGUCUGCACCGUUGGCCAGGGCUUCGUGCGCUCGUAUGGCGGCCUGCUCGCGACGCGCGCUCUCAUCGGUGCCUUUGAGGGUGGGCUCUUCCCCGGUAUCAACUUCUACAUCACGCAGUGGUACCGGCGCAGCGAGUGCGCCGUCCGCAUGGCCGCCUUCUUCGGCGGCGCCACCGUCGCCGGUGCCUUCGGCGGGCUCCUCGCCCGUGGCAUCGCCGAGGCCGACGGCGCCGCCGGCCUGGCCGCCUGGUCUUGGAUCUUCAUCAUCGAGGGACUGCUAAGCCUGCUCGUCUCCUUCGCCGCCUUCCGGCUCAUCAGCGACUACUACCCGACUGCCAAAUUCCUAACGACCGCCGAGCGGCGCGAGGUAGCGCGGCGCCUCACGGGCGAUUCCUUCGCCGGCGACCCUACUACCGCUGCUGCUGCUACCGCGUCCGACGACUUCGACUCGCGGUACGUGUGGCAGGCGCUGGCGGACUGGAAGAUCUACGUGCACAUGCUCAUCUGCAUGGCGGCCUUCUGCCCCAUCUACUCCUUCUCCAUGUUCCUGCCCACCAUCGUCGCCGACAUGGGCUACUCGGCGCACGACGCGCAGCUCGUCAGCGUGCCGCCCUACGUCUUCGCCUGCCUCUUCUCCGUCGGCGGCUGCUGGCUCGCCGACCGCGCCCGCGCCCGCGGCGUCUUCCUCCUCGCCUUCCAGGCCGUCGCCGCCCUCGGCCUCGCGCUCCUCGCCGCCGCCCCCGACCCCAAGACCCGGUACGCCGGCACCGUCGUCGCCGCGAUCGGCAUCUACCCGCAGAUCCCGCUCGGCCUCGCCUGGAACAGCAACAACAUCGGCGGCAGCCUCAAGCGCGCCACCGGCAUCGCCAUGCAGGCCAUGGGCGGCAACUGCGGCGGCAUCGUCGCCUCGUACGUCUACCUCGCGCCGGACGCCCCGCGCUACACCGCCGGCCACAGCAUCCUCGUCGGAUUCGUCGGCAUAGCGUUCCUCUCGACGCUCUUCAUGACGACCUGGUAUCGCCGCGAGAACGCGCGUCGCGACGCCGCCGCCGCGAGCAGCCCCGGGACCAAGACGACCCCGGAGCGGACCGCGCUCGACGUCGGGCUGGCCGACGACGCCCCCUCGUUCCGGUACACCGUCUGACCUCGCUCGUGGCGUCGCGAAGUCUUUUUUUUUCUUCAUCCAAAAUCAAAGGGACGUAGAGGACAAUGGGAGAAAACACGGAGCGAGUUUUAGGGGGCGCUGUUCGAGGAGUGGCCAUGGCGGGGUAUACCUACGAGCGAAUGUGUUACUUCGGACCACCCGACACGUAGGCGUGAAGACAUUCUCAACUAAGGGGUUAGAGAAGUGCCUUUUUUUCCGGAGUAUAAGUAGAAUGUUCGGCAGCAUGAUUGGGAUAGAGCUAAAUGUAUACAAGUCUCCCCCUGCGACGACUUUGUACAAUUAUCUCUUAAGGCCUCGUUUUUUUUCGCAGCCGAUAGCACACCGGAAAAUCACACCCACCCUGUCCAUUUUCUAUGUGAACAGAUAAAAAAGAUUUUUAUUUUGCUCCAGGCUUGAAUGAGGAGAUUGGGUCGUGUACAGUAUUUAGGGAACACCAGAUAGACAGCCCGCUCUGCAGCGGGAAUAAACGACAAGAUUGAUCUCAUAAGUAGAACCGAGCGAGAAAAACCAAUGCGUGCACGCUAUGCAAUCAUUAACCCACUCCGACAAGACGCAUACGCGUCUGGUGUUGAUAAAUACCCAGGUCAUAACC
Durotheca rogersii is the source of this 2331-nucleotide messenger RNA. RefSeq names its product high-affinity nicotinic acid transporter. Gene Ontology annotation, molecular function: transmembrane transporter activity. The coding region runs from base 165 to 1718 and encodes 517 amino acids. The transcript has 6 exons. The record is from RefSeq and is a predicted model, not a curated record. NCBI's taxonomy places the organism in Eukaryota, Fungi, Ascomycota, Sordariomycetes, Xylariales, Xylariaceae. Gene Ontology annotation, cellular component: membrane. Gene Ontology annotation, biological process: transmembrane transport.